AUGCUCAGUUUGGGUGCACUGCUACAAGUUUUUUUUUCUUUGGAGAGUGCAUGUUAUCAGCACAUGGCCAAUCAGGGCUGUCCAUACAGAGGGUCAGGGGUUAUGCAGCCUCAUAGGACAAUCAGGGGAGAAUGAAAACUCCUCCUACUUUACCCAGUGCUCUGCUGAACACUGAUAGAAGUCACAAGGAUGCUGUAACUGCUGAUGAGAAAAGGUAUUUUGCAGUUUAUAUUUACUAAAAUAAUUGCACUUCCAUGUUCUGUGUACUGUGGGAGGCCAGAUAUAGUGAAUGCAGGGUCCUGGG
Staurois parvus is the source of this 304-nucleotide messenger RNA. The record is from the annotation of a GenBank genome assembly. NCBI's taxonomy places the organism in Eukaryota, Metazoa, Chordata, Amphibia, Anura, Ranidae.